AUGGAGCGUCUUGAUAAACCAGCACUCAAUGCGCUGCAGCCUCCAGAGUUCAGAAAUGAAAACUCUUUAGCUGCAACCCUGAAGACACUCCUGUUCUUCACAGCUUUAAUGAUCACAGUUCCUAUUGGGUUGUAUUUUACAACUAAAUCUUAUAUAUUUGAAGGUGCCCUUGGAAUGUCCAAUAGAGACAGCUAUUUUUAUGCCGCACUUGUUGCUGUUGUUGCUGUUCAUGUGGUUUUGUCCCUGUUUGUGUGUGUGGCCUGGAAUGAAGACUCACGACAGUGGCGUGAAGGCAAACAGGAUUAAAGUGAACAUCACCUUUUGAUAGCAUGAAAUUUAUUUUUGAAUAUGUUAAAUAAUUCCGGGGUACUGAUAAUAAAUACAUUUGUUU
Molecule: messenger RNA, 391 nt
Organism: Apodemus sylvaticus (European woodmouse)
Lineage: Eukaryota; Metazoa; Chordata; Mammalia; Rodentia; Muridae
Product: vacuolar ATPase assembly integral membrane protein Vma21-like
Exons: 1
Coding region: 1-306 (101 amino acids)
Biological process (GO): vacuolar proton-transporting V-type ATPase complex assembly
Cellular component (GO): endoplasmic reticulum membrane
Source: RefSeq, a predicted model, not a curated record